AGCUAUGUGACCCAUGUCAUGCUGCUGGACUUUUAUCUAUUGAUUUGUGCCAAUGUUGCGCUGAGGACUUGGUCUUAUGUUCAGAAGACUCUAGCAUCUGCGCCUAUGUCCCUCGACUUUUUGCCGCCAGAUAAAUCCGAUCAGCCCAUUACACCUGCGAAUGCCCGCGAGUUUGAAUUAUUCAACGACAGGCAUUACUACAAUAAUUCUCCGGCCGAUGGAGGCAGUGAAAGCAGCAGAGACGAUGCUUUCCACCUCUUCUGUCGCCUGCCGCUCGAGCUGCGUCUCAAAAUCUGGACCAUCAACCUGAAGCGACAUCGGUUCCUGCAUAUCCUUGUUUCCCACAAGCCGGAUUCUCUGGGACACAGCGGGCGAGACGAGGCAACUGAGGAACAUACUGAGCAGGCUGCCCAAGAUGGGAGCUCUGACGAGGAAUUCUCCAACUUUGCACAUCAGUCCCAGCUGGAGUUCGACAAGACAUACGAGGUCUGUCUUCGAGCUGAACCACUUUUAUCUGUCCUUUUCUAUACCUGUCGUGAGUCUGCUCGUGCAGCACGCGAAUUUUACAGAAUACCGCUUCGACUUUCUCCCACGCUCCCCGGGAGAGUCGCAACACAGCCGGGCCGGAAGAAGGUUGUGUUCUUGAAUCCAGAAUGGGAUAUUCUUGAUUUCACCUAUCAUGGACUCGACCCGGAGGGGCCUAACGAGGU
This is a messenger RNA of Cryphonectria parasitica EP155, 710 nucleotides long. RefSeq lists its product as uncharacterized. The record is from RefSeq and is a predicted model, not a curated record. The transcript has a single exon. The annotation marks the transcript as partial. Lineage: Eukaryota; Fungi; Ascomycota; Sordariomycetes; Diaporthales; Cryphonectriaceae.